Molecule: messenger RNA, 3650 nt
Organism: Carassius gibelio (silver crucian carp)
Lineage: Eukaryota; Metazoa; Chordata; Actinopteri; Cypriniformes; Cyprinidae
Product: serine/threonine-protein phosphatase 2A 56 kDa regulatory subunit beta isoform-like
Exons: 13
Coding region: 1525-3036 (503 amino acids)
Biological process (GO): protein dephosphorylation; signal transduction
Cellular component (GO): cytosol; nucleus; protein phosphatase type 2A complex
Molecular function (GO): protein phosphatase activator activity
Source: RefSeq, a predicted model, not a curated record
AAUUGUGUAAACAUUCGCAUUUGUCAAUGACUCAUAUACACUUAAGAAACGGCCAAUGAAUGAAUAUUUUCUCAAGCCAUGAUAUCAGCAGCACUCGAUCUUUCUCAGUGGUACAGCAGUCGAGGGUCUCUCGAUAGCCAAAACGCCCAUAACGAUCAGCAUCACGUUUAGUAGUCUUUAAGGUAGGUCACCGGCACGUUGCCUUUCGACCAAUACAAAACUCGCAGUUAGCAACGGAUUGAACAAAAAUCCGCGGUUACAGCGACGGGUGAGCGCGCAGAAUAAUGAACGAAUGAAGCAAGAACAAUGGCCAACCUGACAGUCCCAAAACACAGCGGCUAACACACACUGUGUCAGCCAGUGAGGGAGGAGAAGGGAAAGGGCUGAGGUAGAAGACAGCUGUCUAAUUAAGAUACGGAUAAAAAACAAAUAACUAGCAUCUAUAUAGUCACUUAAACGGCGAAUAGAGUCAACGAUAGCUAUAGCAGCGCGAUGUCUAGGAGAGGGUUGCGUGGAUGUAAGAUGAGUAAAUAAAUAAAUAAGAGCGCGUGAGCGUCAUCCGCAGUGUGUAGCAUCUACAUCUACUUGCACCACCUGAAGACAACGACCGACACUGACUGCUGGGAAAUAAAUUAACGAGAAAACACGAACAAUCCGUGCAGAGGAAGGGCGACGGGGUAAAUCAGAGAGACUGUCACCGUCCAUGUGAUACAGAAGUAGCCUAAUUGAACAGCGGUUUCUUGUGUUUGAUGGAAGGAGGUAGAAGGGGGUCUCAGUACUGCAGCGGCCGCCGUGAUGCUCUACACAUGUAGGCACGCUUGAAGCAGUUCAUCCCCGCCCUGUGUGGAUCUGACCGGACCGAACCGAACCGACUGCACGGUAACGGAUUUAAUAGGGGGUCGCUGGAAGGCUCUGAAAAGGACUAAAUAGAACUGGUGACUGGUAAUAAGACGAUAACCUUUAAUUAAUAAGUGAUGCAUUUCUACCUGUGCGAAGGAGAUCGCCUAAAUGACAGGAUUUGAAUCGCCCGUUUGUUUUUCAACAUGGAUUGAUUGGCCCGUGAUCACUGGAUAGAAUGCUUAUUACAUCCGAGUUUUAAUACAGUACCGAUUUAUGCCUAUAGCCUAUAAAUAUUUAAAUAAAGACCACAUUUAGGCCGAUGACUUUCUGAUGACGACAGUACGGCAGAGAUGUCUUUAUUGUAGAAAUGUAUAUUCGCCUGAAUAUCCCUUCAUGAAGAUAUAGACAAUCACAUCCACCCUUGUGCUUAUUUCCGAGUCUCGUUUUUUUGGGGGGUUAAUGUAACAGGAGCAAGAGACGCGUCAAAUUGAACACCGAUAGCUUUUAGUCCACCAUCACUGUCUACAUUUUUGACCAGAUUAGAUAACUUCUGUCUUUAGUCGAGCCCUGCUUGUUGAUAAAAAAAGAGAUAUAUUUUGACUAAAUAACAAGCCUUUAGGAGCCUUUUCUUCCCUUUGGCUUCCUUCCUCGAACAAUCUUCUGCUGAGCACCACCUUCGCAGCGAUGGAGACCCCUACGAAGCUACCUCCGUCGAGCCCAUCAUCGCCGACCACGGGCUUCUCUGUACCGAGCGCGGAGAAGGUAGACGGCUUCCCCCGCCGCUCGAUGCGCCGUGCCCGGCAGCGACGGUCCCACAGCUCCUCACAGUUCCGCUAUCAGAGCUCCCAGGUGGAGCUCACGCCGCUGCCCUUACUUAAAGAUGCUCCAGUGGCAGAACUUCAUGACCUGUUCUGUAAGAAGCUGCAGCAGUGUUGUGUGCUUUUUGACUUUCUGGACUGUGUUGCUGACCUGAAGGGGAAAGAGAUCAAACGUGCUGCGCUGAACGAGCUUGUGGAGAGCGUGGCCACCAGUCGUGGAGUCCUCAUCGAACCCCUGUACCCAGAGGCUAUUAAGAUGAUCUCCGUGAACAUUUUUCGAACCCUCCCACCCAGUGAGAACCCCGAGUUUGACCCUGAGGAGGAUGAACCAGCUCUGGAAGCCUCCUGGCCUCACUUACAGUUGGUGUAUGAAUUCUUUUUACGCUUUCUUGAGAGUCCUGAUUUCCAGCCUUCUCUUGCCAAGCGCUACGUGGACCAGAAGUUCGUUCUACAGCUGCUGGAGUUAUUUGACAGCGAGGACCCCAGAGAGAGAGAAUAUCUGAAGACUAUCUUGCACCGCGUCUAUGGCAAACUUCUGGGCUUGAGGGCCUACAUCCGCAAACAGAUCAACAACAUCUUCCUCAGGUUCAUCUAUGAAACUGAGCGUUUCAAUGGAGUUGCUGAGCUUUUGGAAAUUUUGGGAAGUAUCAUAAACGGCUUUGCUCUGCCUCUCAAAUCAGAGCACAAGCAGUUCCUGGUGAGGGUCCUGAUCCCCCUGCACACUGCCAAGUCUCUUUCCAUUUUCCAUGCGCAGCUGGCUUACUGUGUGGUGCAAUUCAUGGAGAAGGAUGCCACAGUUACAGAACAUAUCAUCAGGGGGCUGCUGAGAUACUGGCCCAAAACAUGCACUCAGAAAGAGGUGAUGUUUCUGGGGGAGAUCGAGGAGAUUCUGGACGUGAUUGAACCAUCUCAGUUUAUCCGUGUGCAGGAGCCUCUAUUCAAACAGAUUGCUGCCUGCAUCUCCAGCCCUCAUUUCCAGGUUGCAGAGCGGGCUCUGUAUUUCUGGAAUAAUGAGUACAUUCUGAGUCUAAUAGAGGAGAACUGCCAGGUCAUCCUGCCUCUGGUCUUUGGCACGCUGUACAGAGUUUCCAAAGAGCACUGGAACCAGACGAUCAUCUCUCUUAUUUACAAUGUGCUGAAGACGUUCAUGGAGAUGAACAGCAAGCUCUUUGAUGAUCUCACUGCCUCCUACAAAGUGGAGAAACAGAAGGAGCUGAAGAAAGAGAAGGAGCGAGCGGAGCUGUGGAGGAACUUGGAGGAUCUGCAGGACCGGCGGCUUCAGAGUCUGACCGAGGCCAGCAGAAACCAGAAGAACCUGCAGGAGAGAGAGAACACAACCAAGAGCCAGUCAGAGACCAGUGCUGCCAACACCACCUAAAAACCACACACAAACACACACACACACACACACACAAUGUCACAGCACUGUAAAACACAAUAAUUACCUGACUUGGGAACCGAUCAAUGCCUCAAUCUCCGUCUGAAAACACACACAUGCACACACCAUGCAGACACUACCGUCACAAGCACAUGAACGUCAGCCUGUCCAUAUGUAGAUAUCUGAAAAACACUGAAGCACACAUCACACACAACGAGUGAGAUAUAAAAGAUAAAAAAAUGAGUACCUCUCACAUGCGUCCUACUCUUUCAUACAUGCUUUUCACACACCUGCCUCUCUGCUCUUUUCUUUCUAUUCCUCAUGCUCCGGGAUCAUCAACCUCAACAUGAGUAACAUACCUGCAUGGGGUGAAACACAUGCACACACUCGCUAUCAAACACGUACAUCCUUCAUUAUUGUCAUUCCAGAACUGGCUUCGUUUCUCUCGGGCCCGAACCGAGCCCCCCGUCCAUCAACCAACAGACUCUGCAUACUGUCAAACGCUGAAGAGGAAUGAAUUAUGAUGAGCUAAAGAUGAAAAUUCUUUAAAAGUACAGAUUCUAAUGUUCCUACUUCUACAGCUUAUUCUAUGAGUACCACUUCUAUGCUAAUAU